UUUCAGGUUGCCAUGGCGACCGGACAAGUGCUUUUUCAUCGCUUCUUCUACUCGAAGUCUUUCGUGAAACACAGUUUUGAGAUUGUUGCCAUGGCCUGUAUGAACUUGGCUUCAAAGAUCGAAGAAGCCCCUCGGCGAAUUAGAGACGUCAUCAAUGUGUUUCAUCAUUUAAGGCAGCUCCGAGGCAAAAGCGACCAGCUACAUUUACCAAUGCCUGGGUGAUGUGGAAUGGUACGUAGAGAUGAAGCAGUCGGCAUGGCAACAGUGAGCGAGGUGUCGCUUCCCCCCCUCCCCCGGGAGAAGCCAGUGGUCUGAAAGCGGUCACUGGGAUAUCGGGGAUCGACAGGUUGGCCGCUGGUCCGAAGCGUCUGGGUGACUCCUGUAUCUCAGUUUAAGCUUAUUGUCUCUGCCAGCACAGGUGAUGAUCUAAAUUUUUAUUUCAUUAUCAAGAGACACCUCACCACACAUGUCAUAGCUUCCACAGAAAUAUCUCACUCUGCACAUCCAAGAUUGAAAUCUCUUGUAUGUUCACAUGACAGGAGUUGUGAGGGUUGCACACUGAGAAUGUGCUUUUUUUUUUUUUUUUUUUUUUUGCGUUGUAAUAUAUUAUUUCGUAAUAUAAGCAUUAUGUUUGGAUCGGGUGUUUUAGACACUUUAUUGUCCAAAAUGCACUAUUAAAAGUUGUUAUACAAAGGGCAGUCAUCAAUGUCAGGUUGUCAGAGCUGUUUUGUGAGAUCAUGUGUGCAUUUCACCUUCGAAAUCACUUAACCGUAUUGUUUAGUGUAGAUUUUUAUGAUUAUUAUGAUUUCAGAUGUAAUUGUAUGACAUUAAGCUAAAAAUGUUAUUAAUGUUUUACGAAAUAUUUCUGGAUGUCAUGUCAGUGAAAAUUAAAACAUUCAGAUAAUAUUAAAAUAUAAACAAUUUUCUCUCUUUUCUGAUGAAAGAGAGAGAAAAGGUAAAUUAUUAAUAAAAAAAUCUGUUAGUUUGAUAAAAUGUAGGCAUCCCCGCUCCCCCUCUUUUUCCGUUACUGGAUAAUUGAUUUUAUAAUAUCGUUACAACGUAGUUUUGGUAAAAUAUUAAAUGUAAAGUGUUUCUCUUGAUAUCAUAACUGGACAGUUAUAUAUUUUUUAAUAGCUAAAAGAGUACAAGAAUAAAAUUAAUUUAGUUGGUUAGUAUUUUUUUUGCUGUUGUAUUGCAGAUUUUGAUCACAUGGUGAAGGUGACCAGUGUUAUUUACGCGAUUACCUUACACACCUUGAAGUGCUAUUCUCAAAUCGUGAAUCAGCAUUGUUAUCAUGUUGUCAUGAACUUGUUCUUCAAGUAGUUUUUGAUAAAAAGCUCACAUCUGUUUUUUUUUUAAUGGUUAUGCUGAGUCUGUAUACUGUGUGUAUACUGUUUUUAAAUCUUUUGUUUUUUACCUGGUUAGUGUAUUGUGAUAUUGGUUAGUGCAUUUAUAGAAAAACGUUUUUUGUUUGUUUGUUUGUUUGUUUGUUUUUUAUAUAUAUUCUGUUGAAGCUAUGAUGUGGUGAGAGGUGGAGCAUUUUCUUUUUCCUCUAACAGUCACUUGCGGCAGUACUAAAAGUCUUAAACUGAAAUUACAGGAGUCAAAAAACUGGACCUGUUGCCUGUAGUUGGUUGAAAGGGAAACAGAAUGAUUUAAAUUGAAAAUGAAGCAAACAAAAGGCACUUUUUCAUUGUCUUAAAUAGUAUUUGGGUUUGGGGAAACCAUUUUACUUUCGUUCCUUCAUGAAUCAGGAGUCCAAGUCCAUUGAUACUUGAUCAGAACUACAUAAACACCAAAAACCAGGUGAUAAAAGCUGAACGGCGUGUGCUGAAGGAGCUGGGCUUCUGCGUCCACGUCAAACACCCACACAAGAUUAUCGUCAUGUAUCUGCAAGUCCUUGAAUGUGAGAAGAACCAAACGUUGGUCCAGACAGCAUGGAACUACAUGAAUGACAGCCUUCGCACUAAUGUGUUUGUGAGAUUUCAAGCUGAGACCAUUGCCUGUGCCUGCAUUUACCUCGCUGCACGAGUGCUACAGAUAUCGCUACCCUCUCGGCCACUCUGGUACCUGUUGUUUGGUGCUACAGAGGAGGAGAUCAAAGAUAUAUGUACAACCACUCUUAAAUUGUACACCAGAAAAAAGCCAAAUUAUGAAUUCCUGGAGAAGGAAGUGGACAAGAGGAAGGUGGCUCUACAGGAAGCCAAACUGAAAGCCAAAGGACUGAAUCCAGAUGGCACUCCUGCUCUCUCCACAUUGGGUGGAUUCUCUCCUGGAUCCAAACCAUGUUCUCCUAAUAUAAUGAAGGCAGAUGAGAAGUCUCCCAACCCUCAAACGCUCAAGGCCACGAAGAAAGAACCAGAAGAUCGGCCGCAGGGCUCUAAGAGCCCACACAACGGACUCAGGAAGGAUAGCAAGUUAGGUCGGAACAGCAGGAGUGCAAGUCGUUCUCGUUCCAGAACGAGAUCCCGGUCCAGAUCUCGCUCUCCCAGACGACAUUACAAUAACAGGCACAGUCACUCAGGCACCUACAGCUCUCGCUCCCGGAGCCGCUCUCACACCCGCAGCCCAUCUCCACGGCGACAUGCCAACCACGGCCCUCCGUCUCCCCUCCUGCCACACUUGAAGUCCAAGCAGCGCUCAGACGAUCUGCACCAGCACAGCAGACACGGUCACAAAAGGAAACGGUCGCGCAGCCGCUCUCGUUCCACCAGCAAGCCCCGCGAGCGGGACAGAGAGCGAGAGAGAGAACGGGACCGGGAUCGAGGUUCCUCUGACCUGGCGAAGAAGCACAAGCACGAGCGUAGCAGCGGCGGCCAUCACCGCGAACGGCGGGAACGCUCACGCUCGUACGAACGCUCUCAUAAAGGCAAACAUCACAGCAGCAGCCAUUCAAGCCACAGUCGACACAGACGCUGAGUGUUUUCUUGUUACACGUCUGUGAGACUGAGAGUGCAUUUGUGUUCGAUUAAAGCGGUCCAUGUUGACCUAGUUGUCUGUUUUACUUUUUUGAUUUCUCUUGUGUUAUUUUGCUGUUUUAGUUUUAAAUGUUGAAAGGAUAUGAAACUAAAUAUUUACAGUGUAAAGAUGGGUUCAAUGUUGAUGUUAUAUGGGAAAUGCUUUGAUUUAUAAAAGCAAAGGUGGGAAAAUCACUAGUUACGUAGAAAAAUGAAAAAAUGUUUUCAGGACAGACAACGAUACUUUGCACAGCUAUUGGAAAAAUUAAUAAAGAUGCUCUGCUGAUGAAAGAAAAUUGGUUACUCUGAAAAUAGAUCAUAUUUUUUUACAGCUGGAUGCAGACUUUUUCUUUUUUUUGGAUCAUGGUGACUGUUGCACUGGUUUUUAGUCUGCACGUCUUCAAUGUCUGAUUUUUACUCAAUAAAAAGUGAAUUAUU
Molecule: messenger RNA, 3395 nt
Organism: Ctenopharyngodon idella (grass carp)
Lineage: Eukaryota; Metazoa; Chordata; Actinopteri; Cypriniformes; Xenocyprididae
Gene: ccnl1a
Product: cyclin L1a
Exons: 10
Coding region: 1885-2919 (344 amino acids)
Biological process (GO): regulation of transcription by RNA polymerase II
Cellular component (GO): nucleus
Molecular function (GO): cyclin-dependent protein serine/threonine kinase regulator activity
Source: RefSeq, a predicted model, not a curated record